CGGCCAGAUGUGGAGGACUCGGGGUGCCCGGUUCGCUUUGGGGACGGUUUCUGCGGUCUGGCUUGGGUUGUCCUGAAGUCCCUGGUUUCGGCUUGGCUUGGAGACCCAGGGAAGCCUGGCCGGGCUCGCGGGAGGCGACGAUUCUGAGGUGCUUGGAUGCAGCUGGACCUGAGUGUCCCGGGACACUGAGAUGUCGACCUACAAGCGGGCCACGCUGGACGAGGAGGACCUGGUGGACUCGCUGUCCGAGGGCGAUACGUACCCCAACGGCCUGCAGGUGAACUUCCACAGCCCCCGGAGUAGCCAGAGGUGCUGGGCUGCACGGACCCAGGUGGAGAAGCGGCUGGUGGUGCUGGUGGCACUUCUGGCGGCAGGACUGGUGGCCUGCAUGGCAGCACUGGGCAUCCAGUACCAGACAAGAUCCCCCUCUGUGUGCCUGAGCGAAGCCUGUGUCUCAGUGACCAGCUCCAUCUUGAGCUCCAUGGACCCCACGGUGGACCCCUGCCAGGACUUCUUCAGCUACGCCUGUGGGGGCUGGAUCAAGGCCAACCCAGUCCCUGAUGGCCAUUCACGCUGGGGGACCUUCAGCAACCUCUGGGAACACAACCAGGCGAUCAUCAAGCACCUCCUCGAAAACUCCACAGCCAGCGUGAGCGAGGCAGAGAGAAAGGCACAAGUGUACUACCGUGCGUGCAUGAACGAGACCACGAUCGAGGAGCUCAGGGCCAAACCUCUAAUGGAGCUGAUUGAGAGGCUCGGGGGCUGGAACAUCACAGGUCCCUGGGCCAAGGACAACUUCCAGGAUACCCUGCAGGUGGUCACUGCCCACUACCGCACCUCGCCCUUCUUCUCUGUCUACGUCAGUGCCGACUCCAAGAACUCCAACAGCAAUGUGAUCCAGGUGGACCAGUCCGGCCUGGGCUUGCCCUCGAGAGACUAUUACCUGAACAAAACUGAAAACGAGAAGGUGCUGACUGGAUACCUGAACUACAUGGUCCAGCUGGGGAAGCUGCUGGGCGGGGGCGACGAGGAUGCCAUCCGGCCCCAGAUGCAGCAGAUCCUGGACUUCGAGACGGCACUGGCCAACAUCACCAUCCCACAGGAGAAGCGCCGAGACGAGGAGCUCAUCUACCACAAAGUGACAGCGGCUGAGCUGCAGACCUUGGCACCCGCCAUCAACUGGUUGCCUUUUCUCAACACCAUCUUCUACCCUGUGGAGAUCAAUGAAUCCGAGCCUAUUGUGGUCUAUGACAAAGAAUACCUUGAGCAGGUCUCCACACUCAUCAACAAUACAGACAAAUGCCUGCUCAACAACUACAUGAUAUGGAACCUGGUGCGGAAAACCAGCUCCUUCCUCGACCAGCGCUUUCAGGAUGCCGAUGAGAAGUUCAUGGAAGUCAUGUAUGGCACCAAGAAGACCUGUCUUCCUCGCUGGAAGUUUUGCGUGAGUGACACAGAAAACAACCUGGGCUUUGCGUUGGGCCCCAUGUUCGUCAAAGCGACCUUUGCCGAGGACAGCAAGAGCAUAGCCACUGAGAUUAUCCUGGAGAUCAAGAAGGCAUUUGAGGAAAGCCUGAGCACCCUGAAGUGGAUGGAUGAGGAAACCCGAAAAUCAGCCAAGGAAAAGGCAGAUGCCAUCUACAACAUGAUAGGUUACCCCAACUUCAUCAUGGACCCCAAGGAGCUGGACAAAGUGUUCAAUGAUUACACCGCAGUUCCAGACCUCUAUUUUGAGAACGCCAUGCGGUUUUUCAACUUCUCAUGGAGGGUCACUGCCGACCAGCUCAGGAAAGCCCCCAACAGAGAUCAGUGGAGCAUGACCCCGCCCAUGGUGAACGCCUACUACUCGCCCACCAAGAAUGAGAUCGUGUUUCCGGCCGGGAUCCUGCAGGCACCAUUCUACACCCGCUCCUCACCCAAGGCCUUAAACUUUGGUGGCAUCGGUGUCGUCGUGGGCCACGAGCUGACUCAUGCUUUUGAUGAUCAAGGACGGGAGUAUGACAAGGACGGGAACCUCCGGCCGUGGUGGAAGAACUCAUCAGUGGAGGCCUUCAAGCGUCAGACCGAGUGCAUGGUGGAGCAGUACAGCAACUACAGCGUGAACGGGGAGCCGGUGAACGGGCGGCACACCCUGGGGGAGAACAUCGCUGACAACGGGGGCCUCAAGGCGGCCUAUCGGGCCUACCAGAACUGGGUGAAGAAGAACGGGGCUGAGCAGACGCUGCCCACCCUGGGCCUCACCAAUAACCAGCUCUUCUUCCUGGGCUUUGCACAGGUCUGGUGCUCCGUCCGCACACCCGAGAGCUCCCACGAAGGCCUCAUCACCGAUCCCCACAGCCCCUCUCGCUUCCGGGUCAUCGGCUCCCUCUCCAAUUCCAAGGAGUUCUCAGAACACUUCCGCUGCCCAUCUGGCUCACCCAUGAACCCUCCUCACAAAUGCGAAGUCUGGUAAGGAUGGAGCGGAGACAGCCAAGAUGGAGGGGCUGAGGAUGAGCCCCCGUCCAGCCUCCAGGGCAUUACUCAGCCCGCUUGGCCACCCAGGGCCCCGCUUCCCCGCACUGGAGGGUUUUCAGCCAGAAUGGAGCCCGUAGUGUUGGCUCUCAACAAAACCCUCGAUCUGAUCCCCUUUGAAGACAUGGACAUCCCAGGCACACACGUGCGCCACCUUCAGCGGGCAUUCGGGUGUCAGGCUGGUGGCUCAUCAGGCCUGGGCCCCAUGCUAACAAGCGCCAGAUACACCACAAAUACCACUGUGUCAAAUGCUUUCAAGAUAUAUUUUUGGGGAAACUAUUUUUUAAACAUUGCGGAAUACACUGGAAAUCUUCAGGGAAAAAUGCAUUUAAAACACUUUUUUUUUUAAAGGAAAGAAUUGGUAUAUUUAUUAUGUUCUGUUUUUCUAAAUAACCUGUGGACAAGGGAAACCCCGCUGACUUACUCCCCCUCUUCCCCACUCACUGUGAGGCUGGGCUGAGGCAGGGAGCCUUGGGCCACAGAGCAAGUCUCCGAAUCGGAGAGCUGCCUCAGCCCUUGGGAUGUGUGACUUCAGCUCCUGUCACCUCAUGCGGAGGCGUGGAGACCAGUAGAAGUGUGGAGGCCAGGCAGAGGGAAGAGCCAGCUCUGGGGGCCCAGCUCGUGGGCACUGCCCCUUCAGCUAGCCUGCCCCUGUCCCGACUCCAGCAGUGGGAGCCCUAGCAGGGAAGUUCUGAUCCCCAAAGCCACAGCAGGGGACUGAUGGCUAUGGCAGAAUGAGGCCAGGUCAGGACCCUCAAAAACCACCUGGGAGCACCAAGCACCCUGAAUCCAGACUGCAGGAGUCCUGCGGGGUGAGACUCCCUCGGAGUUACACUGCUGGCCACAGGUGUCUCCCUCUUGGCCCCACAUUUUCGGGCUCCCAUGUCCAUCUCAGGGGCCAGUUACCUCUCUGCAGCAGUCCCCCAGCCCAGCCACGCCAGAGUCUAUCUGGCCAACCCUCUUCUCCAGAGAAAGGAGAAAAGAGAAAACAGACCAGAUGUGGUGGUUCACUCCUGUAAUCUCAGCACUUUGAGAGGCUGAGACAGGUAGAUCACUUGAGGUCAGGAGUUUGAGACCAGCCUGGCCAAUGUGGUGAAAUGCCAUCUCUGCUAAAAAUACAAAAAAAAAAAAGGAAUGGUGGUGGGCACCUGUAAUUCCAGCUACUCAGGAGGCUGAGGCAAGAGAAUUGCUUGAACUCAGGAGGCAGAGGUUGCAGUGAGCUGAGAUUGUGCCACUGCACUCCAGCCUGGGCAACAGAGUGAGAGUCCGUCUCAAAAAAAAAAGAAAAAAGAAAACAGCUCUCACCUCCCGCGGGACCUAAAUCUUCCCUCUGAACACCAUCAUCCAUCACAUGGCUGGGCCUGGCUCCUGGGACCGGUCCUCUAGUGCCUUAUCUGAGGCUGCAGCCCCCAGUCUCCACCCCCAGGAGGCAGCCCCAGCCCCUAGAUGCCCCUUGGCUCCUCAGUGCAGCCCCCAGGUGUCCUGAUGGAAACAUAGGCCGUAGUCCCAUUCCCCCAGUGCCUGCAGGGCUGCCCCCCACGGCUGCCCAUGAGCUCUGGCCUGCAGGUCCGUAACACCGGGCUUCGGGAGGCUGUGGAACCGCUGGACUCAUCCUGGGCUGCCAUC
Molecule: messenger RNA, 4137 nt
Organism: Sapajus apella (tufted capuchin)
Lineage: Eukaryota; Metazoa; Chordata; Mammalia; Primates; Cebidae
Gene: ECE1
Product: endothelin converting enzyme 1
Exons: 19
Coding region: 191-2452 (753 amino acids)
Biological process (GO): peptide hormone processing
Cellular component (GO): plasma membrane
Molecular function (GO): metalloendopeptidase activity
Source: RefSeq, a predicted model, not a curated record